Chinchilla lanigera (long-tailed chinchilla) is the source of this 5514-nucleotide messenger RNA. RefSeq names its product DDB1 and CUL4 associated factor 5 (gene Dcaf5). The coding region runs from base 108 to 2705 and encodes 865 amino acids. Lineage: Eukaryota; Metazoa; Chordata; Mammalia; Rodentia; Chinchillidae. Gene Ontology annotation, cellular component: cytoplasm; Cul4-RING E3 ubiquitin ligase complex. Gene Ontology annotation, molecular function: protein binding. The record is from RefSeq and is a predicted model, not a curated record. The transcript has 9 exons. Gene Ontology annotation, biological process: negative regulation of fatty acid biosynthetic process.
CUGUCCUCGCAAGUAACAGUAGGAAGUGACACGGGGCCUAUAGUCCAGAGACCCGACUUGUGUGAUCAUUUCACGGAGGAGAUGACCGCCGGGUUUUGCUGUGGCACAUGGAACAAGCUAUCCACUCCAGGGUCAAGCCCGUCCAGCUGAAAGGAGAGCACCAUUCCAACAUUUUUUGCUUGGCUUUCAACAGUGGGAACACCAAAGUAUUUUCUGGAGGAAAUGAUGAGCAAGUUAUCCUCCAUGAUGUUGAAAGCAGUGAGACCUUGGAUGUGUUUGCUCAUGAAGAUGCAGUAUAUGGCUUGUCGGUCAGCCCAGUAAAUGACAACAUUUUUGCCAGCUCUUCAGAUGAUGGCCGGGUUCUCAUUUGGGACAUCCGGGAGUCUCCUCAUGGAGAGCCCUUCUGCUUGGCAAACUAUCCUUCAGCCUUUCACAGUGUCAUGUUUAACCCUGUGGAGCCCAGGUUAUUGGCCACGGCCAAUUCAAAGGAAGGAGUAGGACUUUGGGAUAUUCGAAAACCUCAGAGUUCUCUCUUGCGCUAUGGUGGCAAUCUGUCCCUCCAAAGUGCCAUGAGUGUGCGAUUCAACAGCAAUGGGACCCAACUCCUGGCCCUGAGGCGUCGUCUGCCCCCUGUGCUGUAUGAUAUCCACUCCCGCCUGCCUGUGUUCCAGUUUGACAAUCAGGGUUACUUCAAUUCAUGCACGAUGAAAAGCUGCUGUUUCGCAGGGGAUCGCGACCAAUAUAUCCUUUCAGGCUCUGAUGACUUCAACCUGUACAUGUGGAGAAUCCCUGCAGAUCCAGAAGCAGGUGGCAUUGGCAGGGUGGUCAAUGGAGCCUUCAUGGUGCUGAAAGGGCAUCGAUCUAUUGUUAACCAGGUUCGAUUUAAUCCCCACACCUACAUGAUCUGCUCUUCUGGUGUAGAAAAGAUUAUCAAGAUCUGGAGCCCAUACAAGCAGCCGGGGUGUACUGGAGACCUCGAUGGCCGCAUUGAGGAUGAUUCCCGUUGCCUGUACACCCACGAAGAGUACAUCAGCCUGGUGCUGAACAGUGGGAGUGGCCUGUCCCACGACUAUGCCAACCAGUCCGUCCAGGAGGACCCCCGGAUGAUGGCCUUCUUUGACUCCCUGGUCCGCCGGGAGAUCGAGGGCUGGAGCUCGGACUCGGACAGUGACCUCAGCGAAAGCACUAUCCUCCAAUUACAUGCAGGGGUCAGCGAGCGCUCGGGCUAUACUGACUCAGAGUCCUCAGCCUCGCUGCCCCACUCCCCACCCCCCACUGUGGACGAGUCGGCUGACAGCGCCUUCCACCUGGGACCCCUGCGGGUCACCGCCACUCCUGGAGCAGCAUCUGCCCCGCCGGCACCUGCCUGUGAAGACGCAGCCUCUCGCCAGCAGCGCCUCUCAGCUCUGCGGCGUUACCAGGACAAACGCCUCCUGGCCCUGUCCAACGAGUCAGAUUCGGAGGAGAACGCCUGUGAGGUCGAGCUGGAUACAGACCUCUUUCCCCGUCCUCGCUCCCCCAGCCCUGAGGAUGAGUCCAGCAGCUCCAGCAGCUCCAGCAGCUCAGAGGACGAGGAGGAGCUGAAUGAGCGCCGAGCCUCCACCCGGCAGCGGAACGCUGCACGGAGGAGGCAGAAGUCACUUCGGGAGGAGAGGCCCGGUGCCCCUGCCAAGCCCACCAGCACCUACAUUGGCGAGGACAACUGCGACUACCCGCAGAUCAGAGUGGACGACCUCUCCUCCUCCCCAGCCUCCUCCCCAGAGCGGAGCACUUCCGCCCUGGAGAUGCAGCCCAGCCGGGCAUCACCAACCUCGGACAUAGAAUCAGUUGAGCGAAAGAUUUAUAAAGCUUACAAAUGGCUCCGUUACUCCUACAUCUCCUACUCAAAUAACAAAGAUGGAGAAACCUCCCUAGUGGCAGGGGAGGCGGAUGAAGGGAGAGCAGGAACCAGCCACAAGGACAGUCCUGCCCCUUCUUCUAGUAGAGAAACCUCUCUGAGCACAGCCUUGGCCCAGAGGAACCAGGACCCGCCCCCGGAAGGCUGCAGCAAAGAUGUGUGUAAAGAAGGGACAUCCACUAGAAGUCCCGCCAGUGGCCCAGGCCACGAGCACAGCAGCCACCCUCGGGCAGAGGCACCGGAGGGCCCCUCUCAGGACACUAACAAUGGGGGCUCUGUAGAAUACUCUUUUGAAACCAAGAAGCUCAACGGAAAGGCCCUGAGCAAGGCCUUGAGCAGCCGGGCUGAAGAGCCACCCUCUCCCCCUGUCCCCAAGGCCUCUGGCUCCGCUCUCGGCAGUGGCCCUGGCAACUGUUCUAGGACCCAGUCGGAUGACAGUGAGGAGAGGAGCCUGGAAACCAUCUGUGCCAACCACAACAAUGGAUGCUUACACCCCCGGCCCCCUCACCCCCACAACAAUGGGCAGAACUUCGGAGAGCUGGCGGCAGUAGCCUGCUCUUCCCCAGGACACUCUGGCGUUGACCUUGAUAACUCGCCCCUGCCGGGGACUCUCGUACAAAAAGAUUGUUGUGGGUCCGGAAUGGCCUGUGAGACCCCCAGUGCUGGAACAAGAGAGGACCCCACUGACACCUCAGCCACAGACAGCAGCAGGGCUGUUCAUGGCCACAGUGGCCUCAAAAGGCACCGAGUUGAGUUAGAAGACACAGAUUCAGAGAAUUGCUCCUCAGAGAAGAAACUAAAAACAUGAUAAAUACAAAGGGAAAACAAAGCUACAAAAAGUAGCUUUACAAAAAAUAUUCUUGUUUAGUGAAUACAGCAGAGAGGAAAAAGUAUUAAAGGCGCAUAAAACCAGGGCCUGAAGUUGUGUGUCUGCUGCUGCUCCCUUCUGUUCAAUCUCAGCCAGGGUCUGAAGGUCCUGCUGGCCAUCGAUCUGUGUCAUGCUAAGAAAGGGGAAAGGCCCGGUCACUCCCUUCUAGAGAGACAGGAGCAUAGUGCACCUGCGCAGGGGUCACUGAAAGUCCUGUUGAGGUGUGUGAUUGGUUCUCCUGUGUGUGCACUGGCACUUGAGCUCACUGUCUCGCAAGACUGUUCUUUUAGUCGUCCAUCAGCAAGGACCUGGGGGUCUGUAGGUCCUGCCAUCUCGCCCCGUUCACAUGUUGGAGAGUUCAGGUAUUGAGGAGUGCCUGGUAGAUGAGAUGGUGCAGCCAUCUCACUUGUAGGUUUAUACUGGAGAAUAGAAACAGGCCUUCAGUCAUUGGCUGUGCUGGAGAGGAAAUCAUGGUUCCUUUCUUAAACCUCCCGUGUUUUCUCUAAGUAGCGCUUCUUCAUUGAAGAUAUAAUGUGGAGAUACUAAAGGGGAGGCAUUUCUAGUGCUAGAAGGAGGUUAGCACUUAAGAUCAGAUUCAAGAACAUACAGAUCCCGGAUGAACUCAUCGUUUGCGAAUUGAGCAGUGCCAUGAUACGUCAUAAAUUACAACCGGUCAUGGAUAACACACUUUAACCAGUUAGGUGCUAGUUCCUAAGAGACACUCGAAAGGCCAGGUGCUUGCUUGGCUCUGUCUGGUGGAGACAGGCACACUAAAGAAGGGGAAAGGCAGCUUUCCAGAGCUUUGUGUCCAAACUACUGCUGUGGGCGUUAGAGAAGUGUUGAUGAAGAAAUGUAGUAAAGAGCAGACUGGUACUAUAUUUUUAAUUCAACCCUAAACCGUUGGUCAGAAUUGGAGGGACUGUGUCUUCCCUCAUGCUUGCGGUUGACAGAGGCUGUGGUAUUUUAACUGAACUUUGCAGAGCAGUAGGCAUCUCUUAAAGUGACAGAUUUUUUUGAGUAGGCCUGGUAAGAGGCAGAGGGUGUGGGAGGGGAGUCUGGUUUAACUCCUGGCGCCCAAAAGAAAUUCAGUUCUGUUGAGGUAGGUAAUGUUUGAGAGGGGGAAGGGCCAGGGAAGACUUUAGCAUUGCAGUGGUGGUGGUUACAGUUACUCAGUUAUCAGCGAGGGGUGUGCAAGACAGGAAGAUCUAAUAAGAAUGGUCGGAUGUCUUACUGGCACAGACAUCAGAAAGGCAGAAUACUGGCAAGAAAUGAGGGAGAGAGAGAACAACAACUUUUCUUGAGCGCAAAGGUACUAGGCAACUAGGAGCGCGGCUGGGGUUGGCACAGAGAAGAGCUAAUGUGCGGCUGGCAUAGCCUCGGUGACCCAGCGUUCUUUUAGAUAAGGGCCUGUCCUGCUGGAACUGGAGCCAAGGGCAGACAACCUGUGGAGGCUGAAGACUUGGAUGAAGUCAGACGCUGGGGGAGGGAGUUCAUAAGAGGACGGGGUUGGUGUAAGCCAGGAAGAGCUGCCGUCUUGCUCAGCUCUGCGGAGGGGAGGGCGUGCUAGUGUAUGUGUGAUGGGGCCGGGUGUGAGCACUGUCGGGGAAGGCGUGUGAGUGUGGACAGUUCAACACCUGGACUCUUACUGGCGGAGUGGAACAGUAAUUCUGUGACCAAUAUUAGAAUUACUUCAGGUUUGUAAUUAAAACGGUUCUAUGAUUUGUCUUUAACUACUCACAGAUAAUUGUAAAUUCUGGUUUUAUAAGCCCAAGUUAUUUUACAUUUGCUUUUCCAAAAUGUAUUAAAUUGGAAUUUUGUAAUCCUUUAUAUACAAAAAAGAUGCAACCACUCGGUGUGUGUUUCUCUUCCCCUUCUUAGUCAGCAUACCCAGUCCUUAGGUUUUACUUUAGGUUCAUUUAAUCAGCAGGUAGCCUCUUCUGACUUCUGAUUCUCUAAAGAUAAUCUGCAUAUCUUCCUAGAGAAUAAAGAAGUAGCACUUCCUUGGGAACUAGCUAGUGGUAGUUACAGUUCCCAAAUGAGUAGUCUUUCAUGUGAAAAGCUGUUAUCAUUUGAGUACUCAAAAGAGAAGGCGGAGUGCCCUUUGAUUACCAUUAGAAGCCAAGAAAGACUGUUUUUAGAAGGAAGCCUUCUGUCCUUGGGGAGAGACUUCCCAGUGCCACAGGUUCAGCUCAGCGGCAGAGAGGCCCGGAAUACUCGGCAGGGCAGGCUGGGGAAUGGACGCUUCUGUAGCCACUCUGUCCUCCUGGAGAUCCCUGUGUUCUUGGUCCUGGAAACAACCUGUUCCAGAGUCCUUUUGCCUAAACUACUGUAGAAUUGAGGCUGCAACUGUCGAGGUGUGUUUAAUCCCCAAAUUCUUCAUGGUAAGUAUCUUCCCCAGCAAGGCAGGUGGCACUGAUUGAAUUAAGAUCAAUUUGGAAGUGCGUCUUGUGUUUUUGUCUGCAUUCAGUACAUACAGUUUUUAAGUGGAGGAUCCAGAUAUGUAAAACUUUUUCUCCGCUUUAUUUCCCACCUGGUUUUGUAAAUGAUUUCUGAGGGCAAUAGGUAAAUGAGUUGUUGGCUUGGGACAAAUGAAGUUUGCAGCUGUGCUUGAUGUAAUAAGCCGAGUCUCUCGUUGUCUGUCAAGGUGCCUUCCUCUGCUGAAGCCUUACCUCCUCACAGCCCGGCCUCUUCUCGCCCAGCGACAUCCACUCUUCUCUUGUGUAUAUGCAAAUAAACCUGUUACUCACUU